AUGGCUCAGCUGGUCUCACUUCCUGGAGGGAUUCUGGACAUGGCCUGUGUCCUGCUUCUGCUGCUGCCAGCAGCCUGCCUGCAAGCUGGGAACACAGCAGGAUCCUACAGAGAAAGGCCGUAUGGAUUUGAUCAACCAACACACGUCUCUGGUGUCCAGGGCGGCUCCAUCGAGAUCCCCUUCACCUUCUACUUCCCCUGGAAGUUGGCAAAGAAUCCACAGAUGAGGAUUUUCUGGAGAUGGAAGCAGUACCAUGGGGAAUUUAUCUAUGACUCUUCCUCUGGCUUUAUACAUAAGCAUUUCAAGGACCGGAUCUUCCUGAACUGGACACAGCCUCAGACAUCCGGAGUCCUCACAAUCCUGGACUUGAAGGAGGAAGAUCAGGCAGUGUACUUCUGCCGAGUUUUUAUGAAUGUGGAAAAGGAAGACAAAAAACCGGAGAUUUUUCAGUCGAUCAAAGGGACCCACCUCACCAUCACUCAAGAAGAGCACAUCCCAGCAGUCAGCACCACCAUGCAGAGCCCCUCCAUCAUCACCUCUGCAGUCACCACGGCUGGACUGGAGGACACAGAGGGCCAGAGGAAUCCUUCACUUGUGAACAUGGGAGCCAUUGUUGGGGUGGUGGUGGCCACGGCUGUGCUCAUAACCCCCGUCUAUGUGAUGCUGAUCUUCCUCUGGUGGAAGACAAGGCCAGCAGACUAA
Messenger RNA from Microtus oregoni (creeping vole), 702 nucleotides. Its product is annotated as paired immunoglobulin-like type 2 receptor beta. Lineage: Eukaryota; Metazoa; Chordata; Mammalia; Rodentia; Cricetidae. The record is from RefSeq and is a predicted model, not a curated record. The transcript is spliced from 4 exons. The coding region runs from base 1 to 702 and encodes 233 amino acids. Gene Ontology annotation, molecular function: MHC class I protein binding.